AUGACUUCCUCAACCGACAGCUUCCAAAACGUCGCCUUUGAGCUUCCCCAAGUCGACCUCAGCGAUUUGGACUUUCUCGCCGGGCUCAUUUCUCCGUCAACUGUUUCUGAGCAGAGCUAUUCUAGUCCCAACUUCGCUCCUAGCUCUGGAUACAACUCGGCCGCCUCAGACUUUCCCGUCCACUAUUCUUCCUCUUCAUCUCCCUCUUCUUCUAACAGCUCUCCUGGAAACCCCAUCCCAUCAGCAGCUCCAGUCAACGCUUCCUACUAUCACUACCCAUCCCCAGCUCCUUCUCCCCACUACAGCCCCGAGCAAUUCUACCCCCAGCAACAGUACUUCUUUCCUUCUACCUUCUCUCCGACCGACUUCAAUCCCCAAGCCCUCCAAUCCUCGAUGAACUCCUACCUCAGCACUCCUCCAAGCUUCCACCCUUCUCCCCAACCCCAGCCGCUCAAAAUCGCCAAAUCAGCUUUGAAAAACCGCCGUGCUUCCCGCUCCAAGUGUCCCUGCUUGAAAUGCUGCCACGCCCGCGCCAACCAAAUUCCUUCUCCGACUUACCACGCUUGCGUCGUCAAAAACUGCCAGAAAAGCUACACUCGGCCUGCUCAUCUUCGAAGCCACCUGAAAUCGCACGAUUCUGACGGGCAAUUGAAAUGCGAUCUUUGCUGCGCCAACUUUCCGACUUCCGAUUUGCUGAUUUCGCACAUGUUUGAGCAUGGAAAGCAAAUGAAACUGUAA
This is a messenger RNA of Oikopleura dioica, 738 nucleotides long. Lineage: Eukaryota; Metazoa; Chordata; Appendicularia; Copelata; Oikopleuridae. The record is from the annotation of a GenBank genome assembly.